Messenger RNA from Paramecium tetraurelia, 474 nucleotides. RefSeq lists its product as uncharacterized. Lineage: Eukaryota; Ciliophora; Oligohymenophorea; Peniculida; Parameciidae. The record is from RefSeq and is a predicted model, not a curated record. The transcript is spliced from 2 exons.
AUGAAGCAUGGAAUCCAAAAUAGUCUAGCUGGCAUGAUCUGGUAACAAAUCAGAACCCAGGACCAGUUCAAAACUAAUUAAACUGUUUACGGUUGUAAAAAGAUGUGCCAAAUUGAUUCCAUGCUAAUCGGCAGAUAUUACAAUUAAAAGUAUUGGAUAUUUCAAAAUUCGAAUCAGAAGUAUAAAUUGGAUCAUACAUAAACUGAAAAUACUGGUUGGCUUAAGUCAAGAUUAAAAUAUAGAUAUAAAUCUUAGAUUUAUGUCACAUUUGUAGAAAUGAUUGAUCUAAUUCAAGAGGAAGGAGAAGUACGCAUGAACGCAAGAACUCAAGCAAUACGGUUAUAAAACGUAAAAGGGUUCUAAAAUCUUGAAAGAUAGAUUUCAUAAUUGGCUAAAUCAAAAAAAAUUUUUGAUGCAUUUUUGCUAGAAAUUUAAAAAGUGUUAGCAGAAUUUAUUUUCUCGUCCUUAAAUUGA